AUGACGGGGGAGCCCAUCAUGUUGACCAUGGAGCAGAAACAGGAGCGCUCCUCAGAGCUGCAGACACUACUGCCCAUAUUCGAUGCGGUGGAGAAAUGUAUACCGUAUCUCAAGACGAUACUCAAGACCACACCACGGCCGAAUCCCUUAUAUAAAAGCGCCAUCACUCCGUUCGGUCGGCUGCGGCUGUCAGCCCUUGAGCUGCUGUACAGGCUGGUGUGCUCGCGUGUGCCCGCUAUAGAUGCGGCGAUUGCGAAAGAGGAUAUCCUGAGCGUGUGCAUGGAUCUGUUCUUCAGGUAUAGCAACAACACAUUCCUGCAUGUUACGGUGACCAAGAUAGUCUACGAAAUACUUCGGUUGAAGGAGCCGCGCACAAAGCCCGUGGCUUCAGUUGACCACAGAGAAGUAUAUGAAAGCGAGUACAGGCCAGUGCCUGAACUAACCCCUGCGGAUGUCAAGGUAGGUGCAACCGACACCUGUGCUGAGGGCAAAGAGGUCGAUGACGCGGUGGCCCAGGAGGCGACCGUAGCGCUGUACCGAAGCCUGUUCAACGAGUGUGGCAUCUGCAAUCGAUUAUUAAAAGCCGUCGAUGAGUCUGCUAAGAGGAAAGACGGUCAUCGUAGGCCCACAUACAUGUCACACGUGUACCAACUGGCCAAUAUGAUCGAGCGGUCUCUGCGGGGCGAAACACACGCACUCACAACCAAAGAGAGUAUCCUCCGCAAAAUACGUACAGGUGAACCGAAGAAGGACACGGAGGAAGCCCAAGCACCCGACAACACCAACAACGCCAGCACGGGGGUGUUUGUACCCAAGGAGUGGGUAAGGUUUGUGGGAGACGAGCUGAUGGUAGACAAUGCGUCUCUGGCGCUGCCGUUGGGUGGGAAAAGGCCGACAGACCCACUCAGCCACUUUGGAGACAGCGAUGAGGAUAUGAACGCUAUGGAAGACGACGCGGCACAGUUGGGGCUGCAUCGUAUCUUAGCGCAGCAACUGGCGGAAGAACCCGAAGACUUUGACAGCAAUAUAAACUUCGACGAUGAGAAUAACGCGGUCUUAAACAGGCUCGAAGCCGUUGCCGCAGCCACCAAAUCACAAAACGAGAAUCACAAUUCAGCCGAAAGCGAGUUCACCAGUGACUACUUCUCCUCUGCCCUGCAAUCCGCCUUCGAUGACCCAGUCGAUGAGGGUUUGUCUAGUGGGUCUAAUCGCAGUUCGGUGGAUGAGAAUGCGGAUCCGUGGAAAGAUGCCUUUGACAUGCUCAAGGACGAAGUGCACAAGGCUGCCAACGGAGACAAUGAUGAUCCGAUGGGCGAAGGGAACGAGGCAGUCACAGAUGAGUGGGACGCCUUCGAAGCCGCUGCUCCUCCCAAUGCGACCAAGGACGAUGUAGGUGGUGUGUUUAAAGCAGCAACUGCUAAUGAAAACGAUGACAUGUGGGGAGCAUUCGAGACCGCGGACGACGACAAAAGUGAUAAGCCAGGCACAGCCAAUAGACAGCUGGAUACAACGGUGACUGGUUCCGGUGAUGACGAAGACGGAUGGGCCGAUUUCAAAGGUGCAAGUAGUUGAAAGGUAUUCCAUCCAAAACACUAAGGCUAUUUUUGAUAUUGUAUAUAGAUGCAAAGAUAUUAUAUGAUACUGCGGUAUCUAAAAUAAAUCAGGCCGUGAAAUUCAAAAGUAUUUCGGAUUCCUCGCUGUCUUCAC
Sphaeroforma arctica JP610 is the source of this 1707-nucleotide messenger RNA. RefSeq lists its product as hypothetical. The transcript has 12 exons. Lineage: Eukaryota; Ichthyosporea; Ichthyophonida. Gene Ontology annotation, molecular function: protein phosphatase regulator activity; protein phosphatase binding. The record is from RefSeq and is a predicted model, not a curated record. Bases 1 to 1572 code for a protein of 523 amino acids.